AUGUUUAAGAAAGAUAUCCCGCCGAGUAAUCGCUCUAAGGUCAAGUCCUCCGUGCAGCGCGGCCUGCGCCAAAAGCUGCUGGAGACCUACCCGGGCUUUGAGCCAUAUAUCGAGGAGAUUAUGCCCAAAAAGGCAUCCUUAGAAGCUAUCAAACUGCCCGAUCGAGUAACGCUCUACACAAUUGACUCAACUCCCCUCUUCUUCCAGCCCUUUGAUGGCCCUCCAAUCCCCCACCUUCGCCUCGUCCACCAAUUCCCCUCUGCCCUCCCGACUGUCCAGAUCGACCGCGGUGCCAUCCGCUUCGUGCUCUCCGGCGCCACUCUCAUGGCCCCCGGCUUGACCUCACCCGGCGGCCGCCUCCCGGAUGCUGAGAACGCUAUCGAGGCAGGCCAGGUUGUUGCCGUCAUGGCCGAGGGUAAGGAGGAGGCUUGUCUGGUAGGUGCGUUGAAAGUUAGCACCGAGGAGAUGAAGAGCAAAGGCAAGGGCGUUGUCAUGGACGAGGGACAUUAUCUGGGUGACGGACUUUGGAAAAUGCAGUUAGAUUAG
Molecule: messenger RNA, 546 nt
Organism: Penicillium macrosclerotiorum
Lineage: Eukaryota; Fungi; Ascomycota; Eurotiomycetes; Eurotiales; Aspergillaceae
Product: translation machinery-associated protein 20
Exons: 3
Coding region: 1-546 (181 amino acids)
Biological process (GO): formation of translation preinitiation complex
Molecular function (GO): RNA binding
Source: RefSeq, a predicted model, not a curated record